UAUCGAGGAGAAGUUUUAAAAGCCGCAAAAAAAGGGGGUCUGUGUGUGAUGGACACGUCUGCCUGCUUGCCGCCCCUCUGUCCAGGCAUACAGGCGAGACAUGUCCACGGAGCAUUCGAUGCACAUGUAUUUGUCCUUGCUUGUCCACAUGAGCUUCUCGUGUACAUGUACGCGUCACCACAUCAGCUACUUGCGUUGGGGGAGUAUGCAUGCGCGGGCGGGCGUGGGGGCGUCUCCCUCCCAAUGCAUGACGGCCCCUCGAUGCGGACAUCGUCUAAGUAAGAGGCAUGUAAUCUCUUUGCAAUGCCUUCUCUGGUUCAUCCUGACGAUCUAACAGUUUGUGUGCUCAUCGGGAUCUCGGUCGCGCACUGCAGCAGCCCUGCUCUCCGCAUCGGGCAGCACUUGACGACAUCCGCCGAGUCGUGGGACGAGAUACUGAGGCACGACACAGAGGUAGCUGUUUGCAACGAUUCUCCAGUCGACCCACGGUGCGCGUGACUCUCCAUCCAGAUGGCACAGCCGAUGACCGGAUGUAUCAGCAGACCUACGCUCAAGCGGGACAGGACGCCUGGUUUGCCGAUCCGGAGGGAGCAAUUGCCCUUGGCUGGUUGACGCGAUAUCCAUGCGCGGUCAUUCACAGGAAUGAGACGGACCACACUGUGAGUUUUCUUCUGUACCAUCUACGGUCUCAAGCCAACAAGAUCCCGCUUGUGGCCCACGACGGCAGCGCCCAGGGCAAGGAAGAGAUGAUCAACGAACUCACUACGCUGCUGCGUCGUUCAGGGUGGGUGCUAGAGGCGUCUGAUGCGUUGUCUUGGGUCUUCCGCAAGGCGGGCACCCCCUGCAUCAACGAUGAAGCGGUGAUCCGUACGCUGCUGGAUCUUAGCCAGGUGGACGAAGGGAAGGAAAGGCCAGCUGGCCUAACAUACGAGGUCAUCGCGUAUGCAUUUGUGAGUGCACGCAGCAAGAGGAGCCUCAAGACAUCGAGAUGAACCCGGCCUUCGACCGGAGCAGCAAGACCUCCUACGCCUACUUUCAUAUCUACCAUGGUGGCAAGUUCAAGAACAAAGAGACACUCUUUGGUGUGGCGGGGUGCAAGUUUGUCGACAAGGAUCAAAGCAAUUGUGGCAGAAAGUGUGUAUCAUGACGGAAAGAGACAUGUUUGCCUUCUGACUGGUUCGCGUACGGCGAGAGAUACGAAAGAACACAGACCGCUGCAACUACCGUUAUAGCCCUAUUCAAAAC
Molecule: messenger RNA, 1245 nt
Organism: Vitrella brassicaformis
Lineage: Eukaryota; Vitrellaceae
Source: the annotation of a GenBank genome assembly